This is a messenger RNA of Symbiodinium pilosum, 309 nucleotides long. The record is from the annotation of a GenBank genome assembly. Lineage: Eukaryota; Dinophyceae; Suessiales; Symbiodiniaceae.
AUGGCCCAGGCAUUCAAGCGAUUCAUGCCUUUGGCAGAUCGCAUCUUGGUACAGAAGCUCAAGGCGGAAGCCAAGUCUGCUGGUGGAAUUUUGCUGCCUGACUCCGCCAAACAGGAGAUGAAUCAGGCAAAGGUUUUGGCUGUCGGACUCGGGCGAAGAAAUCAGCAGGGCGAGAUCAUCCCGAUGCAGACCAAGGUUGGAGACAUCGUGGUUAUCCCUCGAUACGGGGGAACUGAGAUCAAGCUGGAUGAAGAAGAGUACCAGAUUUACCGGGACGAGGACAUCGUUGGCGUCAUCAAGGAGGAGUGA